Messenger RNA from Laccaria bicolor S238N-H82, 1215 nucleotides. RefSeq lists its product as uncharacterized. NCBI's taxonomy places the organism in Eukaryota, Fungi, Basidiomycota, Agaricomycetes, Agaricales, Hydnangiaceae. Bases 1 to 1215 code for a protein of 404 amino acids. The record is from RefSeq and is a predicted model, not a curated record. Gene Ontology annotation, cellular component: nuclear membrane; nuclear envelope. Gene Ontology annotation, biological process: lipid homeostasis; nuclear envelope organization. The transcript has 5 exons.
AUGUCACGACGAGAACAAUCUGAAAGGUCUAGAGAGGCCCCAAUGGACUACCAAUGGACUAAUCGAAGCGAGGUCCGACCUGUGUGGGCAGCACCUGACCCAAGCACCCCUCGGAAACGGUCACACGAUGAUCUCAACUCGCCUAGCCCUUCUUUAUCGAAUCUUUCACAAACACCUACAUUCGGCUCUAUACAAAAUGUUCCUUUUCUUUUCUCCCAAACGUCAGUUCCGCAGACUCCCCGUUCCCAUCCAUGGGCCCCUCCGCCGCAAUUUUCCCCAUCGAAAGCUUUUCCGUCGCAAGAGGAGGUCACGGAUGUGGACAUGUCGGAAAUCAGCCCAUUAAAAUACGAGGAAAGGGAUACAGAUCAGGUCAGGCCAGUGGCGACUGGUGCAAUGAGACGUGUUUACAACCAAAGGGUAAAAUCGCCGGGUAGCAAAAUAUAUGGAAGACGAAGGCAAGAAGGCGACUUAGACUCAGACCCUGGUUCUGGCAGUGAAAAUGACGAAGAUAACGGCUCUAUAGUGCCCAUCAGAAGGCAGAACACCUCAAACCACUUUACGCUCAAUAUGCCUGCUCACCCUGCGCCUCAGUCGGACACACCCUAUAUUCUUCUUGGAUAUCUGCAAUUCUUCUUCAACCUAUCCCUCAUCCUUUUAUUUUUGUACCUCGUCGUGCAAUUCAUUCUGACCGUACAACGGGACGUCGAGCUACGUAUUUCUGAAUAUUCUUCAGAUAUUGUUCAAGAGAUAGCAAUGUGUGCUUUGCAGUUUAAAAAUAACCUUUGUGCCACCAAUCCCAUUCCCGCUAUGGCACAGCAAUGCGGCAGCUGGGAGGCCUGUAUGAAUCGAGAUCCAACAGUGGUAGGUCGGGCAAAGGUUGGUGCCGAGUUGAUCGCAGAAGUCGUAAAUGGCUUUGUCGAGCCGAUCAGCUGGAAAACCUUGAUAUUUACCUUGACAUCGCUAGCGUUUUUAACCGUUUUCAUCAACACCCUUCUCUCCUUGUACCGUGCUCGACAUCAACCGACCCCUGCGGUUCCAUCUCAACCGCCGCCCUCGUUCCCUAUCCCAGCUACUCCAUUUCCAGCACAUCAUUUUGGUGGUUACUUAUCUCCAGCGCCGACCCCAAACUGGGGUCGGUACAAAAGUGGACAAGACUUGGAAUCACCAACAAGAAGAAGGCGCCUGGAAGGAGGGGGUUCGGUGAAAAUUAAAUAA